Molecule: messenger RNA, 1140 nt
Organism: Mycosarcoma maydis (corn smut)
Lineage: Eukaryota; Fungi; Basidiomycota; Ustilaginomycetes; Ustilaginales
Exons: 1
Coding region: 1-1140 (379 amino acids)
Biological process (GO): U1 snRNA 3'-end processing; U4 snRNA 3'-end processing; nuclear polyadenylation-dependent rRNA catabolic process
Cellular component (GO): cytoplasmic exosome (RNase complex); nuclear exosome (RNase complex)
Source: RefSeq, a predicted model, not a curated record
AUGGCGCCCCAGGUACUGUCACGGUCGCAAGGCGACUUCUUUCUUCGAGGGCUCACAUCGGAUCCACCACAGCGUUCUGACGGGCGAGAUCUUCUCGCCUUUCGUUCUCUCGAUGUCGAGACAGGCGUGGCUGCGCAAGCAAACGGCUCUUCUCGCAUAACCCUUGGAGGUACAGAGAUCUUGUGCGGCAUCAAAGCGGAAGUGCGCAGCUUUGGAGAUGAUAGUGAUGAUGAAGACGAGGAAGCCGAGUUCCGAACCCAGGACGAGCUCGAGCUGGCGAGCGAAAGCAGAAAGAUGGGCAGAAUCAAGUGCUCUGUCGACUAUUCGCAAUCAUUGAUACAUUCCUUUGACAGCAAAAGUCUUGAUUCACUAUCGAUAUCACUCUCAUCUAUGGUGAAUUCGACCUUUUCCCCGCGGUCGUGCCCGCUUCCCCUGCAGCAGCUGCUCAUCAUUGCCAACGCCAAGCACUGGACAAUAUACAUUGAUCUCUUGGUCAACUCGCUCUCAGGCGGCAACCUCUUUGAUGCUGCUUUUGCAGCCAUAUUUUCCGCCUUCUACGAUACACGUGUACCUGUGACGCGUGGUGUAGCGUUCGAGGCGCCUACUACACUGGAUGCGUCGGGCAAGACGGUGCAAGGCGCUUUCGCCAAUGCACAGGGUGAUCUCGAUCAGAUGGGCAUCAAAGGUCUGCUCAAGAAGAAGCCCAAAUCGAAUGCAGCGGGCCCAUCGCGCAACGGAGCUGGGCCAAGUUCAAAAGUGGUCGAUUUCGAGCUCGAGCAUAGCGGAGAGGAUGGGACAACAUUGGAAGGACGCCAGGACUUGCCGCUCUGCAUCACAGUCAACGUUCUACCCAACAGCUACUUGCUAGAUGCCACUGUGGACGAGGAAGCGUGUAUCGGUUCUCGCGUCCAGGUGCUAGCGACACGUAGCUCCAAAGUACUUUGCGUGCGCUCCGAAGGAACGGAAGAGAUCCCUUUCAAGCGCGUCAGCGAGGCGAUUCACAUCGGUACUGUUCAAGCUGCGCGUCUAGCCGAUGCAUUGCUACAAGAACUUACAAAUACGGCUGCUCCCAAUGACGUUGAGGACCAGGACGAUUUGGUACACGCCUCAUCUCAGGGCUCGAUGGACGUUGAUGCUUGA